AAAUUCGUCUUUUCGACCGAUAUUACACUCUGAUUUCAAAAAUUCGUAUAAUUAUUAUCGAAGGACCUGUCUCAAAAACGGCUACAAAAUUGAGCUCGAUUUGCAUCAACGGGCUGCCGGCCAUUUCAUGAGAGCCGGCGGCGCGAUGUGCGACGGAGCUUUCUCCGAGACGCUUCGUGGGAUGCAGGGAAUGUCGGGAGCUUCACCUCCCGGCGGAGCCGGCGGUGGACCGAUGGGAAUGACCAUGGGGAGCCCGAUGAACGCGGCGAACAAGAAAAUCCAGGAGGAUCACAUAAAGAGACCGAUGAACGCUUUCAUGGUCUGGUCCAGGCUACAGCGGCGGAAGAUUGCCCAGGAGAACCCGAAGAUGCACAACAGCGAGAUCUCCAAGAGGCUAGGGGCAGAAUGGAAGCUUCUCACCGAAGACGAGAAACGACCGUUCAUCGACGAGGCCAAAAGACUCCGGGCUAUGCACAUGAAGGAACAUCCGGACUACAAAUAUCGACCCAGAAGAAAGCCGAAAACCCUCAGGAAGGAAGGCUACCCCUACAGCAUUCCUUACCCGACUGUGCCAAUGGAUGCCCUCAGAGCUGGAAUGGCCGGUGGCAUGGGACAGGCGAGUAUGGGGUCUUAUUACGGCCCCGCAGCAGCUUACGGCACAUUAUCUGCCGCCAGUAUGGCAGCCGCCGCAGCGGCUGCAGCCCAGCAAUCCGCUGCCGCAAUGUCUGCCGGUCUCUCGGCACCUGCACAGGUGGUCAGCUCUAUGGACGCCAUGAAGUAUUCGAUGGAAGCCGACAAAUACCGAGCCGCUUACAUGCCGCCGAGCACACUGACGAUGAGCAUGUACUCGGACCCGAAGUACCUCGACUCGAGCCCCAAGUCGUACCUGGACCGGGGCUACCUGGACUCGGCGAUGACGAAGGCCUACUUCGAGUCCUCGAAAAUGUACAUGGACCAGAAGUCGGUGAGCAGCGGUGACUACAACAGGCCGAGCUACGAGCCGAACAAGCUUUACGAGGAGUCGAGCCCUGGGGGGCCGGGAAGAUCGCCGGCGGAGUCGCCGGACAUGAGCAAGCAGACCGGCGAGAGGACCGAGCAAGGCUCCUCCAGCGCCAGCUCGACCUCGACUUCCUCCGCGGCGAGUCCCGGGGGCCUGAACAGCUACUAUCCAGGAUCCAGGCAGCCGGGGCUGCUGCCCCCGCAGAUGGGACAGUACCCGGGUUACCAGGUGCCCCCAGCACCAGGAAACGACUUUCCGCGACCGCUGGCGGUCAUCUUCUGACCCGACAGAGUCUAGCCCGUGUAUUGGUGAGGAGCCAGAGGCGAAGCGAGGUUGUCGCUCUCUCCGGAAUCCAGCUUCUAACGGCGGCGAGUCGGUGAUUUUAUCAUCGUUUCUCUCAUCCGCGAGGGGAUUAUUCUCGAGGAAUUGUUGGAAAUUGUAAAUAUAUAAUAAUAUUACACAGGCAAAACACGCGACACACGCGAGAACACUAAUUAAUACAUCUAUUAUCCUGCGAUAGGUACUUUGCUUGUAAAUAGCCGAUCAGUUUAUAUUACAGACAUAGGCGAUUCAAUAUUUUUCCUGAUCUCUCUGGGCCUGAA
Molecule: messenger RNA, 1602 nt
Organism: Diprion similis
Lineage: Eukaryota; Metazoa; Arthropoda; Insecta; Hymenoptera; Diprionidae
Product: transcription factor SOX-2-like
Exons: 5
Coding region: 128-1282 (384 amino acids)
Biological process (GO): regulation of DNA-templated transcription; anatomical structure morphogenesis; cell differentiation
Molecular function (GO): RNA polymerase II cis-regulatory region sequence-specific DNA binding; DNA-binding transcription factor activity, RNA polymerase II-specific
Source: RefSeq, a predicted model, not a curated record